Alosa sapidissima (American shad) is the source of this 1985-nucleotide messenger RNA. RefSeq names its product phytanoyl-CoA dioxygenase domain containing 1 (gene phyhd1). Bases 934 to 1809 code for a protein of 291 amino acids. The transcript is spliced from 11 exons. NCBI's taxonomy places the organism in Eukaryota, Metazoa, Chordata, Actinopteri, Clupeiformes, Clupeidae. The record is from RefSeq and is a predicted model, not a curated record.
GAAGGAGUUAUCCAACCUGAGCAGUUCCUCAGUCAAAGGCUCUCAGUGUUUAAUAGCAGCUGCUGCUAUAUAUGUAUAUGAGCAAGAGUAUAGGUGCUUGUUUGUAAGUGGGUGUAAAUGAGAGAGAAUUUACUGUUAUUUAUGUCUACUUGUUCCAUACAUUUUCUACUAUGGUCAUUUUGGUCUGGACUCACUAUUAGAUGUUUGUGUGUUCAUGUGCGAACAGAUUGCCAUGAGUGCCGCUUCAGUUUGCGUGUGUCUUGUGUGUCUGUCUGUAGUCUAAAGGCAGAAUACCAGGCAGCAGUGCUGUCUUGCACUGUUGCCUGAGUUGAUCCCUGCCCUGAGUUAACUAUGGGAUAGUGGUCCAAAGGGUGCCCUCUGAAUUGCUUUCUGCAUCACUGGCUUUAAUAUGGGAAUCAAACUUAGGCAUGCUGUGUUUAUUUUCUUCUACUUCUCUAUACUACUUCUCAAUACCCAUGUCCCAUGGUAAUGUUAAUUCUUUGGACCUUCAAAUCCAUUUUGGGAUGACGACGUGAGGUGACCGGCCUUGCAGUGAAAGAAUGAAUGUAUGGCAUUGGUCAUGGUCAUCCUGAACUACAAUGUACUGUAAUAAGGUUACUUUGCCACUAGGCGACGCGUUUCCAGUUAUAAACACAAGCAGUAUUAAGAGUAUUACCUGAAAUCCCGUGUCCCUUGUACAAGCUCCAAUUUAACUCCCCAAAUACCUGAACAACAAGAUGUUACAGGGGGAAAAGUCACGGUUUCGCAUUUGUGUGCAGUGACUAAAGGUGAAAGUACAAAAUGUUGCAUCAGUAAGGUUACAUUUUAAUCGAAUGUGACAAGUCUUAGAUCACGCGCUGCUCUGGAUUGGUUCAGCUCGGGAGAUACCCGGAUUGGGGACGGACGGUGCACUCUACCGUGAAAGAAGUCGGCAUGGAUGUUUUGACAGACUCUGACGUGCAAAGGUACCAGGAUGAUGGCUACCUCGUCCUGGAGGGCUUUCUGACGGAGGCUGAGUGUGACGCUCUGCGGGCAAGGAUGAAGGAUAUCGUGGAGCAGAUGGACGUUCCACCACACUGCCGUAUACAGUUCUCCACCAAUCAGGAGGAACAGCUGAAAUCCCAGGGAAGCGCUGACUAUUUCAUCACAAGUGGAGAUAAAAUCCGUUUCUUCUUUGAGAAAGGAGUGUUUGAUGACAAAGGUGAAUUUAUUGUCCCAAAAGAACGUUCCCUGAACAAAGUUGGACAUGCCCUGCAUGCAUAUGAACCACUAUAUAAAAGGAUCACCCAUUCAGAGAAAGUCAAGGGUUUGGCAAAGAAGUUAGGACUGCAGAGUCCCGUCAUCCUGCAAAGCAUGUACAUAUUCAAGCAACCAGGCAUCGGAGGAGAGGUUACACCGCACCAGGACGCCACGUUCCUGUACACUGAGCCACUGGGUCGGGUCAUGGGUCUGUGGAUCGCUCUGGAGGACGCUACACUCGAGAACGGCUGCCUGUGGUUUAUUCCGGGAUCACAUUCCAAUGGGAUCAGCCGGAGGAUGGUGCGGACUCCUAAAGGAACCUUUCCUUUGACAGAUUUUGUGGGUUGUGAGCAGGAGUAUGAUGACAAGCUCUUUGUUCCUACACCAAUCAAGAAAGGUGGCUUAGUUUUGAUACAUGGAGAGGUGGUGCACCGCAGUGCUCAGAACAGCUCCUCUGACUCACGUCAUGUCUACACUUUCCACAUGAUGGAUUCUCAUGAAACUCGCUGGAGCCCUGAGAACUGGUUACAGCCAACAGAGGAGCUGCCAUUCACCCCACUGUACACUUAGUCAUUCAUACGUCAACUGUUACACCAUGCAACCUCAGUACACCCACUAACCUCAGGUGCUACCAGCAGAACCACUAGACAAAUAAUGCACACAAAAACACAUUGCUCACACACAUAGUUACAGUCAUACUCAUAUUCUCUGUGUUAUAUGUGAAUAAAAUAUCCUUUUUUGAGAAA